Messenger RNA from Mangifera indica (mango), 1122 nucleotides. Its product is annotated as peroxidase 10. Gene Ontology annotation, molecular function: heme binding; peroxidase activity. The record is from RefSeq and is a predicted model, not a curated record. Lineage: Eukaryota; Viridiplantae; Streptophyta; Magnoliopsida; Sapindales; Anacardiaceae. The transcript is spliced from 4 exons. The coding region runs from base 32 to 1033 and encodes 333 amino acids. Gene Ontology annotation, biological process: response to oxidative stress; hydrogen peroxide catabolic process.
UAGAAUCAGUAGUUUUAAUCUUCUUCAAGCUAUGGGUCAUAAACUCUUCUUCUGCACCAUUCCCUUCUUUUUCAUCUUCUCUUUGCUCUCCCUCGUUUCAUCCUUUCCUUCUGGGCAGUUCGGCCAGUACGAUAACUUCUAUGCUAAAUCAUGCCCCUAUUUGCCAAUGAUUGUUAAAAAUAAUGUUCAGGCGGCUAUCAUGAAUGACUCCAGGAUGGCUGCAUCCCUUCUUCGGCUCCACUUCCAUGAUUGUUUUGUCAAUGGUUGUGAUGCCUCAAUUCUUCUUGAUGACACUGAUAAAUUGGAGGGAGAGAAAAAUGCAUUACCAAAUCGGAAUUCUGUUCGUGGGUAUGAAGUCAUCGACAUUAUAAAGGCAGACGUUGAAAAAGCCUGCCCAUCAACCGUUUCAUGUGUUGAUAUUUUGGCUCUUGCAGCUAGGGAGGCUGUUGUUCAGUCUGGAGGACCCUUCUGGCCGGUUCAAUUAGGCCGACGAGAUGGAUUAACUGCAAACAAAGCAGCAGCCAAUUCAGAACUGCCAUCCCCCAUUGAGCCUCUGAAAAACAUCACUGCCAAAUUCAUUGCAAAGGGCCUUGACAUAAAGGAUGUUGCAGUCCUCUCAGGAGCCCAUACCAUAGGCUUUGCUCAAUGCUUCACCUUCAAGUAUAGACUGUUUAACUACAAAGGCUCAGGCAAGCCUGAUCCUGCACUUGAUUCCUCUGCACUUCAAAAUUUACAAAGCUUGUGUUCGAAUCAGGAUUCAUCAAACACCAAUGUUGCUCCUCUCGACCCCUUGAGUAUUUACAGAUUCGACAAUGUGUAUUACACAAACCUUUUGCAAAACACAGGGCUUCUUGAAUCUGAUCAAGCAUUAAUGGGGGACUCAACAACUGCUGCAUUGGUUAUGGCCUAUAGUAUGAACCCUUAUCUUUACUCCAGUGAUUUUGCUGCAUCAAUGGUGAAGAUGGGAAACAUUGGUGUACUCACAGGGCAAGAUGGGGAGAUCAGGAAGGUUUGUAGGUCUGUCAAUAACUGAAACCAGCAGAUUAGAAGAAACUUGUGUAGUUUAACUAAUACUCUAAUCUAUAUGAGGCCACCAGCUAUAAAUAAUCUGGUUCUGGUGUG